AAAGAAGAGGAUGAUGCAGAAUCUCAGCUGAUAAAUGAAGGAAAUAAGGAACCAGAUUUUUCAGUGGUUCAACAUGAACAGCAGCCACCAGAACACGUACCAACUGGACCGGACCAGAAAGACCUCUGCGGAAAUCAGGAGGGAGAUCAGCUUGAACAGAAGCAGAUUGUUACUUUGAGUGAAACUUCUACUCUGCAGGACGGUAGUUUGAUUAGAGAACCAAAACUUGAGGAGCUUUCUUUUCAAAUAUCUCCUGUAAUUGAGAGCAAAGAUCAGGAAGGAAGCAGCUCUUCUGUAUCAGACAGUCAGUCUCAUAUUGACUCAAAGAAAAGGUCUUUCAAAUGUGACAUAUGUGGAAGAUGGUACAAACAUCAGGCUAACUUAAAAAACCAUCACAGAAGCCACACUGGUGAAUGGCCUUUUUCAUGUGAAUCGUGUAGUAAAGGUUUCUCUAAAAUUAGCGCUUUAAAACGGCACAAGAAAAUUCAUACCGGAGAGGAAUCUUUUUUGUGUCAGUCAUGUGGAAAAAGUUUCACUCGAAUUGGUGAUUUAAAUGUCCACAAGAGAACACAUACAGGUGAGAAGCCUUUUUCAUGCCAGGCUUGUGGAAAAUGUUUCUCCCGAAUUGGUAAUUUAAAUGUCCACAAAAGAACUCAUACAGGUGAGAAGCCUUUUUCUUGUCAAACAUGCGGAAAAAGUUUCUCUCACAUGUGUAGUUUAACCAUUCAUAAGAGAAUUCAUACAGGUGAGAAGCCUUUCACUUGUGAAACUUGCGGACAGAGUUUCUUUCAAAUUAGUAGCUUAAUCACUCACGAGAGAAAUCAUACAGGUGAGAGACCGUUUUUAUGUAAAGCAUGUGGAAAAACUUUCUCUCGAAUUGAUCAUUUAAACGUACACUUGAAAAUUCACACAGGUGAGAGAUCUUUUUCUUGCGACAUAUGUGGAAAAUGUUUUAAAACAAGUUCAAAUUUGAAUGACCACAGAAGAAUUCACACAGGUGAGAAACCUUAUACAUGUGAAAAAUGUGGAAAAAGCUUCAUUAAUGUUUGGAAAUUGAAUUUCCACAUUAAACAAAAACACUUGACUGUCACAUAGUUUAACUAUAGUUUAACUUUUCCUGGUAGUAUUUAUCUUUGCAACGAAAAUUGACUAAACCAGGUUGUAGGAAACCUCUCCCAGUCUGUAAAAAGCAGCAACUCAGACCUCAGAAACAAACACCUGUUCCAUACUGUGGUUGACUGGUUCACCCCUGCUAUUAAGAAUAUGAGCAUAUCUACAAUAUCAAAUAAUGCAGCUUAGGGACUUGAGUUUGCCAUCAAGUUUGGAAAUAAAAUGUCAUAACCGUGUAGAUGCUUUUAGAUGUAGUUCAGCAUGAUAAUGGAGGUCUUGUUUUAAACUCCUUAAUUCAAUUUUCUUUGUAAAUUCUUUUAGAAAAAAAAGUUGGUCCAUCUGUCCAGUAGCUGAAGCUUGUUUGAAACUGGGUCAACAACAAGAUAACAAAAUAAUUAUUGGGUUGGAAUGUCCUAGUCAAAGACCAAACUUGAGGCUUACAGAGAUAAUGAUGUUCAGAGAGCUGUGCUGAUUUCUGAUCUAAAGCAGGACUCUAUUAAAGAUAGUGAAAAUUUCUCCAUAGUAAUGAUGUUUUAGGUUUUAUACCUUUUGUUCAUAUCUAUAAACUGAACAUCAAUACAUUUUAUUUUAUGUAUGUUUUUUAAAUGGGUCAAAGUUUCUGCUUUUAAUUUGAAUGUUUAUAAGAGACUUGAUUGAUAGUUGACUUUCCAAGUUGAAUGUAUAGAUGUGUCACAAAAAGUGCAUAAUCACAAACAUAUAUGGCAACAAGCAUUUUCCCGCCAUGACCCUCAGACAGUCACACAAACAGAUGUAAUAUGAACAGCUCACAUUCCUCCUUUGCCCUGUUCACCUCUUUAGACGUAGCAUCACCCCAACACUGAAAAAUGGAUGAUUGUCACAGAAAUUUACUUUAUGCAAUGUGCAACUUUUCUUAAAGGGAUAGUAUUAUGUCAUAUAGACUUUUUGAGUUUUAUAUUAUGUUAUAAUGUUAUUCACUCAUCAAAGAUGUACCUGGACUGUGACCUUGAUUCUUUCAUGCACGUUGAAAAGUUUCUGCAUAAGGCUUUGUGUUAUCCAAAUAAACCUCAGAAUUUCAUGAA
Molecule: messenger RNA, 2171 nt
Organism: Poeciliopsis prolifica (blackstripe livebearer)
Lineage: Eukaryota; Metazoa; Chordata; Actinopteri; Cyprinodontiformes; Poeciliidae
Product: zinc finger protein 239-like
Exons: 1
Source: RefSeq, a predicted model, not a curated record